AUGGAUCCUAUCAAGUACAUAUUUGAGAAACCAUCUCUUACCGGUAGAAUUGCCCGAUGGGAUAUGUUGUUGUCCGAAUACGAUAUUCAAUAUGUUGCACAAAAGGCCAUCAAGGGGAGUGUACUAGCAGAUCAUCUUGCUCACCAGCCGUUAGAGGAUUACCAACCAUUGAAGUUUGAAUUCCCAGAUGAGGACAUCAUGGUUGUCAAGGAUACUGAAACCUCUGAACUUGAGGAGGAACAUGAAACAAUUGAACGUUGGACUCUCAUGUUCAACGGCGCUUCAAAUGCCAUAGAUCAUGGAAUUGGGGCAAUGUUGAUGUCUCCCAAGAAUUUUCAUUUACCAUUCACUGCAAAGCUUUGUUUUACCUGCACGAACAACAUGGCCGAGUACGAAGCUUGUAUAUUAGGGCUAGAAGAAUCUAUUGAGUUAAAGAUCAAAGUACUGGAGGUAUUCUGA
This is a messenger RNA of Lathyrus oleraceus (garden pea), 459 nucleotides long. RefSeq lists its product as uncharacterized. NCBI's taxonomy places the organism in Eukaryota, Viridiplantae, Streptophyta, Magnoliopsida, Fabales, Fabaceae. Bases 1 to 459 code for a protein of 152 amino acids. Gene Ontology annotation, molecular function: nucleic acid binding. The transcript has a single exon. The record is from RefSeq and is a predicted model, not a curated record.